Daktulosphaira vitifoliae (grape phylloxera) is the source of this 4349-nucleotide messenger RNA. Its product is annotated as chromatin-remodeling complex ATPase chain Iswi-like. Gene Ontology annotation, biological process: regulation of transcription by RNA polymerase II; nucleosome organization. Lineage: Eukaryota; Metazoa; Arthropoda; Insecta; Hemiptera; Phylloxeridae. The transcript is spliced from 21 exons. The record is from RefSeq and is a predicted model, not a curated record. Gene Ontology annotation, molecular function: ATP binding; nucleosome binding; histone binding. Gene Ontology annotation, cellular component: nucleus; chromatin. The coding region runs from base 259 to 3399 and encodes 1046 amino acids.
AGUAUUUUGUGAAGGAUUUAUCAUGAUGUACGCGUUGUGUUUAUAUUUUGUGUAGUCCGUACCGGCGUUCAUAUUACUUUGCUGUUGUGUAUCAACCAGCCUGCUUUUAUUUUUGUGGAUUUCCGUUAAUUAUUUGGCGUGUUGUACAAGGACAUAAGUUUUCAUAUAUGUUAAACUUAAGUUUAAUGAUUUAAUGUUGUAUUGUAAUAUUGCUGUUAUCUAAUUAAAUAAACUAAACAACUUAAAAUAGGUUACAUUAUGGACAGCACUGAUAUGGUAACUGAAGAAGAAAAUUUCGAUCAAGUGAAGAUUUCCACCAGUCCUAGCAAAAAAAACUUAAAUAAUUCAAAAACUGAAGAUAUGAACGAUUCAGAAUCUGAAGAAGCUAUUUCAGAACCAUCUAAAGAUCAAGAUGAAAUCUUUGGCACUAAAGUUGAGACUGAUCGAGGUAAAAGGUUUGAUUAUCUUCUUAAGCAAACUGAGAUAUUCGCACAUUUUAUGACUACAAAUUUGAAAAAAGACUCAAAUACUACUGGACCAGGGGGUACGCCUAAAAAAGCAAAAGGUCGACCACGGAAGCCUAAAGCAGAAAUAGGAGAUUCCACAGAUCAUCGGCAUCGCCAAACAGAACAAGAGGAAGAUGAGGAGUUAUUAAAAGAAUCAUUAGCUGCUGAUAAAUACAUAACACAAUUUGAAGAAUCCCCUUAUUAUAUUAAAAAUGGAGAAUUACGUGAUUAUCAAAUUCGAGGCUUAAAUUGGAUGAUAUCAUUGUAUGAAAAUGGCAUCAAUGGAAUAUUAGCUGAUGAAAUGGGUCUUGGUAAAACACUACAAACUAUAUCACUCCUAGGUUAUAUGAAGCAUUAUAGAAAUAUACCAGGCCCUCAUAUGGUAAUUGUACCUAAAUCUACAUUGCAAAAUUGGGUUAAUGAGUUUAAAAAAUGGUGUCCUACAAUACGAACAGUUUGUUUAAUUGGAGAUAAAGAUGCUAGAAAUACGUUUGUUCGUGAUGUGUUAUUACCUGGUGAUUGGGAUGUAUGUAUUACUUCUUAUGAAAUGAUCAUUCGUGAAAGAGGUGUAUUGCGUAAAAUUCAGUGGAGAUAUUUAGUAAUUGAUGAAGCUCAUAGAAUAAAAAAUGAAAAAAGUAAAUUAUCUGAAAUUAUUCGAGAGUUUGAAACAACUAAUAGAUUGUUACUUACUGGUACACCUUUACAAAAUAAUUUACAUGAACUUUGGGCUCUAUUGAACUUUUUGCUACCAGAUGUAUUCAACUCGUCAGAUGACUUUGAUUCGUGGUUUAACACAAAUAAUUGCCUUGGAGACAAUACUUUAAUUGAAAGGCUACAUGCAGUUUUGAGACCAUUUCUCUUAAGAAGAUUAAAAUCAGAAGUUGAAAAACGUUUAAAACCUAAGAAAGAAGUAAAAGUUUAUGUUGGUCUCAGUAAAUUACAAAGAGAGUGGUACACCAAAGUUUUAAUGAAAGAUAUUGAUAUUGUUAAUGGAGCUGGUAAAGUUGAAAAGAUGCGCUUACAAAAUAUUCUCAUGCAGUUAAGAAAGUGUAGUAAUCAUCCUUAUUUAUUUGAUGGAGCUGAACCUGGUCCACCUUACACAACAGACGAACAUAUUGUCAACAACUGUGGAAAAAUGGUUGUAUUUGAUAAAUUAUUAAAAGCAUUGAAAGACCAGGGUUCAAGAGUUUUAGUAUUCAGUCAGAUGACACGUAUGAUGGAUAUAUUAGAAGAUUAUAUGCACUGGAGAGGAUACAGUUAUUGUAGAUUAGAUGGACAAACACCUCAUGAAGAUCGUCAACGACAAAUCAAUGAGUAUAAUGAACCAAAUAGUAAAAAGUUUGUAUUUAUUCUUUCUACUCGUGCUGGUGGUCUUGGUAUUAACUUAGCUACUGCAGAUGUAGUCAUAUUAUAUGAUUCAGAUUGGAAUCCACAGAUGGAUUUACAAGCUAUGGAUCGAGCUCAUCGUAUUGGCCAGAAGAAACAAGUUAGAGUCUUUCGAUUGAUUACUGAAAAUACAGUAGAAGAAAAGAUAGUCGAAAGGGCUGAAGUUAAACUGAGGUUAGAUAAAUUAGUUAUACAACAAGGACGUUUAGUUGACAAUCAAAAAAAUGCAUUGAACAAAGAUGAAAUGCUCAAUAUGAUAAGACAUGGUGCAAAUCAUGUUUUUCAAUCUAAAGAUUCUGAAAUCACUGAUGAGGAUAUCGAAACUAUUCUACGAAAAGGAGAAGAAAAAACUGAAGAAAUGAAACAAAAAUUGGAGUCAUUAGGGGAAUCAUCUUUAAGAAACUUUACAUUGGAUGCUCCAACAGAAUCAUUGUAUACUUUUGAAGGUGAAGAUUAUAGAGAAAAACAAAAGUUAAUAGGAAUUGGAAGCUGGAUAGAACCUCCAAAAAGAGAACGCAAAGCAAAUUAUGCAGUAGAUGCUUACUUUCGUGAAGCAUUAAGAACAUCUGAGCCAAAACAACCAAAGGCACCUCGUCCUCCUAAACAACCUUUGGUUCAAGAUUUUCAGUUCUUUCCUACUAGAUUAUUUGAUCUACUUGAUCAAGAAAUUUAUUAUUACCGUCAAACUGUUGGUUACAAAGUUCCAAAAAAUCCUGAAUUAGGAUCUGAUGCUGUUAAAAUGCAGAAAGAAGAACAAAAAAAAAUUGACGAAGCGCAACCACUUACUGAAGAGGAACAAGCUGAAAAAGAACUUUUAUUAACUAAAGGUUUUACAAAUUGGAGUAAGCGUGAUUUCAAUCAGUUUAUUAAAGCUAAUGAAAAAUAUGGACGAGAUGACAUUGAUAACAUUUCUAAAGAAGUUGAAGGUAAAACUGCAGAAGAAGUUAGAGAAUACAGUGCAGUUUUUUGGGAAAGGUGUCACGAGUUUCAAGACAUAGAUAGAAUAAUGGGACAAAUUGAAAGAGGAGAGUCUAAAAUACAACGACGAGCAAGUAUUAAAAGAGCUUUGGAUGCUAAAAUGACAAGAUAUAGAGCUCCAUUUCAUCAACUUAGAGUAUCUUAUGGAGCCAACAAAGGUAAAAAUUAUACUGAAGAGGAAGAUAGAUUUUUAGUAUGCAUGUUGCAUAAACUUGGUUUUGAUAAGGAAAAUGUGUACGAAGAGUUAAGGGCAGCUAUAAGAUGUGCUCCACAGUUCAGAUUUGAUUGGUUUAUCAAAAGUCGUACAGCUAAUGAAUUGCAAAGACGAUGUAAUACACUUAUUACAUUAAUUGAAAGAGAAAAUCAAGAAUUAGAAGAAAAAGAAAGAGAGCAAAAGAAACUUCUUAAAAAAAAUAUGAAACCAGCUCCAUCUCCUGCUCCAGUAAAAAAGAAACUUGAAAAAGUUGAGAAAUCUGAAUCUUCUCAGUCUGAUCCUAAAUCUCCAGUACCAAAAAAGAAGAAGAAAUAAGUUACUGUUCAUAUUUUUACUAUCAAUAGACUAUUAUUUUUAUGUGUAAAUAUUUUUUAUAGUUUAAUUAUUAUUCAUCUAUAAUAUUACUCGUACUUAAUAUUUUGGAUUCUAAAUGAUAUUUUAUGUAUAUUUAUAAUAGUGCUUUUAUUUUAUAUAUUUAAUUUUAAUUACAUUUGAGAAUUUUAUGAUUUAAACAUAUUCCUUCAAAAAUACCAUAAUAUUAAGUUGUUCUUAAUUUAAAUCCCAGGAAAAAAUUGCCUAGUACUUCAAACUAUUAAAUAUUUAUUGACUAAAUUAUUUGUAUUUAAGUACAUAACUUGAUAAAAAUGAUAACAUUUAUUAUAGCUAUAGAUCUUUUGAGUAUGACAGUAUUAUUAACAUGUUCAUUUCUACUCAAUUUUAUAUUUAGUGAUGUGGUAAAUGUAUAUUUGAUGUGCAAAAAUUCAUUUUUUUUGUACUUUUUUUUUUUUUUUAAUCGAUUAUUAUGAAAUUGUUAGCAUCUUAGUCGGCAAAUAUAAUAAUUUUAGCACCUCAAGAUUUUUUAUUUAAUUUGUGCAUUAUUUUAGGGGUGACAAAUUUUAGUAAUAUGGUCAAUGAUAUAAAAAUUUUAGUAGUAAUCAUCUUGGCCUCCAUCCUAACCAUUUGGUUUUAACCACACUUACUUUAAAUUUUCUAUAAAAUUUAAAGCUUAAAAAAUGCAAUUUUUGGGACAACUUCAAAUAAUGCUUCCUUGCUCCACUUACAUUAACAAAAGUCUUAUAAUAUUAAACUAGGUAUGGAAAUUAAAAUACCCUAAUUUUUCAUAUUGAAUGUUAAAGUCAUACUCGGCUCUCCCAAUUUUUAUUUGUUGAAGCAUUUUACUUUAUGUUGCCUCCCACUGAAUGUUUCAAAAAUACUCGCCUGUUUAAUGUAGUUUAUUUAGGUUUGAAUAAAAAAUUGUUGCUUUA